GCUCGAGCCUAUAAUUUUUCUCCCGCGCGUCUGGUUCCUUGCGCAUAGAACACACCGGCAGCACGAGACGCGGCUCUCCCGGUCAAAGUUAAUGCAAAGCCUCCGUUUUUUACGAUAAAACGGUCGCCGAUCCAAAGUUAUUUCGAGAUAUGUAAGGAUUGUCCGGGUUUUUUCUGCGUCUACGGCGCGAAACAGGCAUCCCCACGCACGGUGUGGCAGCAGCAUGGCGGGAAACAACGACAGCCUCGCGGAGUUCCUCCAGUGUCUCGCGCGGAGGAACGUCUCCCUGAGCCCGGAAACGCCGAACGGCACCGCGAACGCCACUUGUGGCAACGUUACCGCCCUCACAAGACCCCCGUCCGGUCGCCAAAAAGAAAUGGACUCGUUCCGUAUCCUGCUCUACGCGCUCAUCUUCAUCCUAAGCGUUGCGGGCAACCUCCUUAUCAUCGUCGUCUUGGUGAUGAACAAGCGCAUGCGCACGGUGACAAACUGCUUCCUGCUGUCGCUCGCGCUCAGUGACCUGAUGAUGGCGCUCUUCUGUAUGCCCUUCACGCUCAUCCCCAACAUCAUGGAGGACUUCAUCUUCGGCGCUGCCAUGUGUAAGAUCGUGGCCUACUUCAUGGGUAUCUCGGUCUCCAUCUCCACCUUCAGCCUGGUGGCCAUUGCCAUCGAGCGCUACAGCGCUAUCUGUAACCCCCUCCAGUCGCGGGCGUGGCAGACACGCUCGCACGCCUACCGGGUCAUCGCGGCCACCUGGGUACUGUCUCUGGCCGUCAUGCUGCCCUACCCAGUGUUCAGCGGGCUGCGCGCUUUCCCCAAGACGGACGGCUCGGUAGGACACAUGUGUAGACUGCACUGGCCCAGCGGGGAGGCCGAGCAGACCUGGUACGUUCUGCUGCUGCUGACGCUGUUCUUCGUUCCGGGCGUGGUCAUGAUUACCGCCUACGGCCUCAUCUCCAGAGAGCUGUAUCGAGGCAUCCAGUUUGAGGUCAACAACAACCCAGACACCAUAGCCCUGACGAAAAACGGCAGAACCAGUAACCAUGACGACAACGACGGCUGCUACAUCCAGGUGCACCCCAAGAAGGUGGGCCUUGCCCCAGGCUUCGCCCCCUCCCCCACCACCCCCACCCCCACCCCCCCCUCCUGUACCGCCCCCUCCACCCUCAACUCCCACGCCCUCCGUCGCGAACAAGCCCGCGCCAACGCCUCCGAAUCCAAAUGGCGGGCAAAAAAGCGCGUGAUCCGCAUGCUGAUGGUCAUCGUGGCGCUCUUCUUCCUCUGCUGGAUGCCGCUGUACUCUGCCAACACCUGGAAGGCCUUCGACCUGGGCUCCGCCCACCGGGCGCUGUCCGGCGCGCCCAUCUCGUUCAUCCACCUGCUGUCGUAUUCGUCGGCGUGCGUGAACCCGCUGAUCUACUGCUUCAUGAACACGCGGUUCCGCGGCGCCUUGCUGGCCACCUGUGGGUGCUGUUGUCCCGGUUACGUGCGGAAGGCAGAUCCCGAUUGA
This is a messenger RNA of Gadus chalcogrammus (walleye pollock), 1510 nucleotides long. Its product is annotated as cholecystokinin receptor-like. Gene Ontology annotation, cellular component: membrane. Bases 224 to 1510 code for a protein of 428 amino acids. Lineage: Eukaryota; Metazoa; Chordata; Actinopteri; Gadiformes; Gadidae. Gene Ontology annotation, biological process: neuropeptide signaling pathway. The transcript has 6 exons. The record is from RefSeq and is a predicted model, not a curated record. Gene Ontology annotation, molecular function: neuropeptide receptor activity; gastrin receptor activity.